UAAUUUAAAAGUUAAAUAUGUUUUCGCAUAUUAAUGUCGAAAUCUUCAAUACACAACACGGUUUUAAAUUCUAAUUUUCUAAGAAGCAUAUGAUUGGUCACAUUUGAAUGACUAAUUUUUAUACAUUCUUGGCAAGCCUUUUGUUUAGCUUGAGUUUAAUCUUUAUUCUCCCAGCUAUGAGAUAACAGAUAAGUUCAAUUUAAGUGAUAAAAUUAUUUAUCUCAAUAUGCAUACAUAUCCUCAUUUAAACAGAAUGUUAGAUUAAUACAGUUUUUUUUGUAUUUCUCUUCCUUAAUUACGGAAACUCGCCGAAGGUCAACGUUCUGCGUGGAGCGUGAAGACGACCGAUAAGACUGACUACGAUGUUAAAAUCGUCUGUCCAGCAUAAGAUUCUAAAUUAUUUACCUGAUGAUAGACCAAUUACUGCUAUUCAAAUCGUAGAAAAUUUAGAAAAGUGUCCCAGAGGGUUUUUUGCUAUUAAUAAAACCUAUGACCAGGACUCAGACGCUGAUCUAAGGGAAAGCUCAAUUUUUAAAAGUAGCUCUGCUAGAUAUCUCUGUUUAUCAAAAACUGAAGGACUGCCAAAUUUUGUGGUGCAAGAGAUUUUAGUUCUUGGUGAUAAAGCUAAUCCACCCCAAGGAUUCAGUUUACUAAACAGAACUGCUGAUAGUGAACAAAAGGCUUGGAAAAAGAAACAAAUUUGUUAUAGAUUAGUAAAUAGGAAAGAUAUAAGAACUGCUGUGACUGAUAUUAUAAUUUGUAGUCGACUGAAAAAGGCACCUGCUGGUUUUUCAUUUGCUGGAGAAUUAAACGGCGUUACUCUCUGCUACAAAAUGGGUAACGUGCAAGAUUCCCAAUCUAUCGAUUCACCUCCAGAACGUCCUCCGAAACCGAAUUCGAUGUCUCCAGGAGGAAAUCCCAUAUACCCACCGCUAGAUUCCGAUCACGAUUAUGAAAUUUUACGGCCCGGCGCUUAUCCUUCUGCCGGUCCUGGAGCACCAAUCCGGCCUGCCCCCAAGCCACCUGCAGCGCCAGUAGUGCAACAUCAAAACUCUACAAAUACGCUGGGAUCGUCUUAUACGAGCGGUCUAGAUGGUGUUCCGUUUGUUGUAAAUCCAAAAUUUUUAACGGGUAGUACUUCAGAUAGGAAUGAAACAAAUAACAAAUUCUCUCAGGUAAAGAGAAAAAUCCGGUUUUCUAUUCCCUCAAAUUCAAGAAUAGCUAUUUUUAGUAGGACGUAUCGUACUAAAUUGUUUAUAGUUUCCAAACAACUUGCCGCAAAUUUUACCAGAAAAUACUCAAAAUCUAUUGAAAAAGAACUCGAAGUACCUACAUUUUGUGAUGUAUACAUUACUGUACCUUAUAAUCUAAAUAUAAAACCUUUAAAUAUCCAUAAAUAUCAUAAUUUUGACAAACUAAUCAUAGAACAUGAUGGAGAGUCCGAUAAAGAUUUAGAAUUUAGUGUAAAUGGCAAUCAUGUGACAAUAAUAGAUAAAACUGAGAAUACAAGUAUUAAUUGUAAUGUUAAAGUUCCAAUAAAAGCAAAUUUGUAUGUUGAUUGUAAAAGAGAUAUUACAGUAGGCCAACUUAACGGUGAUAAAAUUAGUCUCAAGUCUGAAGAGGGUAAUAUAACUUUGGAUAAGUUCCAUGGAGAAUCUGUUAAAAUUUCUACAAAAACGGGAGAUAUCAAGUUUAAAAAUGUUGUUCAAGCAUCUAACAUUGAAGCAGUUGUCUCUGAAACAGGAUCAAUAAAAAUUGGAAGAGUACAAGGUCUAAACCUCAAACUAAAGACUAAUAAUGGAGAUAUGACAGUUGAGUCAUCAUAUUGUAAUAAAAGUGUUUUUGAAGUUCAAAAAGGUAAAAUGGAAUUGGCAAAUAUUCACAAAACUUGUAAAAUUAUGUUAAAUGAGGGCCAUUUAAAACUGAAUGGGUUUGACGGAAAACUUUCUACUCAUAUAGAAAACGGUUCUGCUGACAUAUAUCUGUCCCGAAUUUUGGAUAAUUCAGAUAUAACAAUAGUAAAAGGAACUCUGCACUUAACACUAGCAGAGUUGUGUCAAAAACAUGUUAAAUAUGUAGUGGCAGCAAAAGAAUGUGAUUUUGCAGAUGAUCUCAAUAUAGAAACAGAUGAAAAUGGUUGUGUUAGAAUAAAUCCUGAUAUUAAUGAACAUACAGUGUCUGUUUAUUGCUCAGAGGGAACUGUGAUUGUGGAUUGUGCUAGUUGGAAGGACAUGAUAAAAAUGAAGCUAAAGAAAUAAGCAUUUAGCUAUCUGCGAAGUUCUUUAUCUAUUUUGCAGCAUGUCCCAUAUUAUACAAUAUCUGUAGAAUAUGGGUGUUUAUUAUACUUCCUGUUAAGAAAUAAACUUAAUUAUUACUUCGAAAUAAUAAGGAAAAUAAUUUGCAAUAAUACUAAAUUUAAUUUAGUUGCUUCUUAAAUAAUUUUUAAAAUUCCCAGAUAAUAAAAUUUACAAAUUAAAGUGUCACUAUAAUCAUUUUUUUCAUAAUUUCUGGUUUAAAAAGCCAAUUAAGUUAUGAGAGAAUUAAAGUCUUUUUUAUGGAACAUGCUGUUAAGAAUAGUUGAUUUAUAAUUAAUUUAAUUUUAAAAACUUC
Psylliodes chrysocephalus is the source of this 2610-nucleotide messenger RNA. The record is from the annotation of a GenBank genome assembly. NCBI's taxonomy places the organism in Eukaryota, Metazoa, Arthropoda, Insecta, Coleoptera, Chrysomelidae.